This is a messenger RNA of Phalaenopsis equestris, 634 nucleotides long. Its product is annotated as response regulator GtcR-like. The record is from RefSeq and is a predicted model, not a curated record. The annotation marks the transcript as partial. Gene Ontology annotation, biological process: cytokinin-activated signaling pathway; phosphorelay signal transduction system. The transcript has 5 exons. Lineage: Eukaryota; Viridiplantae; Streptophyta; Magnoliopsida; Asparagales; Orchidaceae.
AUGGUAUGUGAUCAUGCACGUCAUGCUUUGGAAUUGUUGAGAGCAAAUAGAGAUGAAUAUGAUAUAAUAAUUAUUGAUGUCAAUAUGUCUGAAAUGGAUGGAUUUCAGCUACUAGAGAUCGUUCAGAAUGAAAUAAAUUUACCUGUAAUCAUGCUAUCUGUUGAUUCUGAAUUCGAAGGAGUCCUGAAAGCUAUUAACUACGGGGCAGUUGACUAUCUCGUUAAACCUGUGCAGGCAAUCCUUAGAAAAAUACUUGAUAUGAUGACAACUCCGGAACUUACUAGAGAAAUCGUUGCCAGCCAUUUACAGAAGUACAAGAAGAGUUUGAAAGUUAAUACAAUUGGGAUUGGUCAACAAACUUUUAAUGAUACUGGAGCAGGAUGUUAUGGUGGAACUUCUCUCCCAAAAACUGUUAACAAACUGGAUGCCAAUUUAUAUACUAGUUCCUGUAUGACACAGAUUUUUCAAACUUUAUGGUCAAGUGAAGGAUAUAUUGAGCCUAAUUUAGUUCCCGAGCUUGAACUUAUUGUGGAACAAGCAGACAUCGACAUGUUUUUAAACAUGUUUUUAAAUUACGAAAAUUACGACUUCAGUGAUAACAAUGGUUUCAAUGAGCUUGCCGCAAUAUUAAAAU